Molecule: messenger RNA, 1380 nt
Organism: Penicillium subrubescens
Lineage: Eukaryota; Fungi; Ascomycota; Eurotiomycetes; Eurotiales; Aspergillaceae
Exons: 3
Coding region: 1-1380 (459 amino acids)
Biological process (GO): lipid metabolic process
Molecular function (GO): phosphoric diester hydrolase activity
Source: RefSeq, a predicted model, not a curated record
AUGAGGUGGUCAUCAUUAGCCCUGGCCCUCCUCGCAGGAGUGGUCACUGCGGCCGACACAACAACUUCCGAAUCAUCUACUACCAGCAAGUCCGAUUCUUCGACAUCAAUUGACCUCUCGAGUGCAUCUACCGUGACCAACCCAUCCACAGUCGCCUUGCCCUCUGGCAAUUAUAUCACCUAUAGCACCACAAUUACCCUGGACAAUGGCAAUUCCUCCGUCCUGGUAUCCACGACAGCCGCGCCGAAUGCGACGACGACCUCGGGCAACCAAACCAUGACUACCACAUCCGACUCCCUCACAGUUCUGAUAGGCGGCGGACACACAACAACCCUCGGCAAUGGAACUAUGAAUGCGACGGCCACCGCGUCGUCCACCUCGACUCAGACACCAGUCGUCAAUACUCGCCCGUGCAACAACUAUGCCGAAUUUUGCGCGCGCAACUAUUCCAACAUCACCAUGGUCGCAGCUCACAACAGCCCAUUCGUGCGCAAAGGCAAUGCUGCCGCUAACCAGGAACUGGAUGUGACGGCGCAACUCGACGAUGGCAUUCGCAUGCUUCAAUUCCAAACCCACUACCAAAACGGCACCAUGAUGCUCUGCCACACCUCCUGCGAUAUCCUCAACGUCGGCACCCUCGAAGCCUACCUCACAACCGUCGCCCAAUGGAUGCGCAAAAACCCCUACGACGUCGUCACCAUCCUAAUCGGAAAUUACGACUACGUCUCCCCGCAAAACUUCACCGACCCAAUCAAGAACUCCGGCCUCUACGAUCUAGCCUACACGCCCCCCAAGAUCCCAAUGGGUCUGGACGACUGGCCCACCCUGUCAGAGAUGAUUCUCACCGGCAAGCGAGCCGUCUUCUUUAUGGAUUACCAGGCAAAUCAAACAGCCGUCCCGUGGUUGAUGGAUGAAUUCUCGCAGAUUUGGGAGACGCCUUUUUCGCCGACGGAUGCUAGCUUCCCGUGCACGGAACAGCGACCUCCUAAUUUGUCGGAGAAGGAUGCGAAGAGUCGCAUGUAUAUGGCGAAUCAUAAUUUGAAUUUGGAGCUUAAUUUGGGCUCGUUUAGCAUGUUGAUUCCUAACACUGCUACGAUUAACCAGACUAAUGCUGUGAAUGGCAAUGGAAGUCUGGGGUGGAUGGCGAAUAACUGUACCCGUGACUGGAACCGCCCACCCAACUUCCUACUCGUCGACUACUACAACUACGGCAACUUCAACGGCUCCGUUUUCGAAGUCGCCGCGGAGAUGAAUAACGUUACUUAUAACCGUACUUGCUGUGGCCAAGAAUCUGCCGCUGUGCCGGGUAUGUCGACAGCUAGCUUCUCAACGAUGUUGGCGAUUGCGGCUGGUGUACAGAUCUUCCUAUCUGCAUUCUGA